Messenger RNA from Paramuricea clavata, 5463 nucleotides. NCBI's taxonomy places the organism in Eukaryota, Metazoa, Cnidaria, Anthozoa, Malacalcyonacea, Plexauridae. The record is from the annotation of a GenBank genome assembly.
UUUAGAACUAUCACUGUGCCCACAAAACGCUUGGUAUCAAAGACUCUAUAUCGAGUGGUUGAAAGAUGUUGUGAGGGUUGGACUGGUGAUGAUUGCAUGACAGGUAUGUUAUAGUGGACUGUGGAUGCAAUAUUCCGUAUGGACAUGCAGGUGUCAACUAUUGGUCAUACGGUAUCAAUACGGAAUAGCUAUUACGCGUCAUUUGUCAGUUAUCGCAGUAGGAAAUUUAUUUAUAUAAUUUGUCAGGGAAAAAUACAGGGGAAUGUUGGUUGUAGGCCUAGUAUACAGUGAGUAACGGCAAUCGCUCGCCCUUUUAAUUAGUGGUUUAUUUACCAGGCUUUGUGCCGAAAUAUGCCAUAGGCAUGCAAUUAAUUCUUUAUUACUUGGCAAGUCCUUUCUAAUCUAGACUCGUAGAUGAAAUAAACAGAUUGUUUCAUUGUAUACAGGAAAAAUUGGAGUGUGACCCUAGAAAGAUUCUCCAUAAGUCACGGUUCUAUUAUGGCAAUUUUGUUAAUGGAAACAACUUGCGACGCCCCUAUAACUUGCAAUAAUAUUUAUUUAUGGUGACUGAAUGUUCUCAAUUAUAACGUCUUCAUUAUACAGCUACUGAUGAAAAACAAGGAAACAACUUUAAAAGACAAUCAAGUAAAUGAGCACGGCUACAUUGAUGGAUAAGAAAUAGAACUUGAACAUCGGGUUAAAAGACAUUAAAAUUAUCUUCCUUUUUAUAUUAUACAUGUAAACCAAUUAGUUCUUGGACAAACUUUUAUUUUUCAUGUAAGCCCAAGAAACUACGUUGUUUUUUUCAUGUAAGCCCAAGAAACUACAUGUAUAUGAUGGAAAAGCUUAUACUCUAAAAUAUUUUUUCAAGGAGUCAAUCCAGGAAUGUGUCCAAGAUAUUCCAGCCCAGGACGUUUUGAACGUUGUGCAGAUGAAUGCCAAACUGACGCAGAUUGUGGAAAGACCAAGAAAUGUUGCAGGUCAACAUGCAUAGGAAUGAAAUGCGCGUCACCAGCACGUAAGAUGUUUUCAGUAAAAUAAAUAUGCAGUAGAAUACAAUUAUAUAAUAAUCAAUAAUAUAAUAAUCAAUAUCAAUAUAAUAUCACCCGAAAAUUUCAGAAAAUAUAAAUCUAGCUAAAGAUCAACAUCUUCAGAAAUGUAUAUGGGUCGAAGACAUUCAGGAACGAAAUUAAAUUACGUUUUUAGUGCAGAGUUUCUUUGAAACUGUGCACUAUUGUGAUGAGUGGCGAAAAUUCACAUCUGUCAUACAUCAGAUAUCAUAGAGUAAACUUUCCGGGGGGUGUAUACGAUUUAUCGUCGUGGUGAUUUAUUCUACUUAGUCAGUGCUUUGAAGGUUAUUUAGGCAAUUUCAGUUGUCUUAUUUAAAUACUUAUUUUGUCCUUUUGCCAAGUUCACAAAAAUUUCCAGGAAUUGUUGUUAUUGCAAAUUUUUGUCAAUUUUAUAACAUUUGCUUCUCCGUGUUGUGUAAAAGAUCUUUCCCCCGGAACACCCAUUUUUUCUUUAGCAGCGCAAAUGCGCAUGUGCUAUCAAGCUGUAGAUCACGAUGGCGAGACGAAUGACGAUGCUAGGAAGGAGCGACACUGCCGAACAGUGUUGUUUUCAAAUUAUAAACAUUUUUAUAGACGUGAAUAUCGAGUAAAUGUUUGAGAAUCUACGCAAUAUAUAAAUUGAUGUUAUGACUUAUGCAUUAUGGGCAUUCAAUUAAGUACCGAUAUUAUUUUGACGGUAUAUUCAAUUUCAAUAUACAAAGCUAGGAAGCAGCGAGACAGUGUUGUUUUGUCUUUUGAAAUGUAUGAACAUUUCAGGCAUGAAUAUUGAGAAAAUCUUUCAGAUUCUACGCAAUAUAUAAAUUGAUUUUUUGCAUUACGGUCAUUCUAUUAAGUGCCGACGGUAUAUUCAUUAUACAGAGCUAGGAAGCAACGAGACCGUGUUUUCAAAUGUAUAAACAUUUCAGACAUAAAUAUUGUGAAAAUCUUUGUUUACGUGUAUAGCACAACGGUGCAAACUCGUGUUCAGUGCAACGAAAACUCUACCAGAUCUUACGAGAAUCUAUCUGUAUCAAAGCUUGUCAAAACUGCUAUAUAAACACUGCAAUAACUGUGAAACUAUUGAAAUCUAAAGUUACAUUAUUGAAUACAUGCGAAAAGCUGAAAAUGACUCAUGAAACAACAACGUGACCUUCGAAAUAUAUCAAAGGUCAAUGAGACUUGUUAUUGUGGACACGUCAUAAUUAGAUUAAAAUGCGGAAAGCGGAUGCGGAUUCACGGAACGGAUAUGGGGAUAAAAUGCGGAUGAAAUGCGUCAUUUUAAUGAGUUUUUCGCCUCUUAUUUACGUUUCUGUGUUUUAGAUUUAUGUUCCUUUUUUGUAAUGGAAUACAACGUCGUAGUGCUUAUUAUUUAUAACAUAUCUUAUACAGCUAUUUUCUCAAGUUGUCACUGAGACAAAAGCCAAAGUGUACAAUAUGGGCGCUAAAAGGAUGGUGGGAAUAAUCACAGAUUUAAACAAGUCACCUAGGUUGCCGGCGACCCUAUAUAGUGUCGUUUUCAAUUGGAAACUUUACAACAUUAUAACAGAAAUUAUGCCUUGUGACUAAUAUUAUAUGAGGAAAUAAAUAAUAUUACAUAACUCUCGUCAUUCUUUAAUCUUAAAGUAUUAGAUUUAAACCAGAUCUUAGCAUUUUUACUGUUGUAACAGUCACGCGCGCUACUACUGUACGUCAUAUCGACAUGUGAUUAAAGCUAUAAACCACGCUUGAAAAACUAUUCAAUUAAUAAGUAUGUCAAUAUAGCGUUCGUCUUUGAAACUCUGCACUAUCCUUGGAUCCCUAGUUAUAUUUUGAAUAGAGCUAUACUGUAAAAUAAGAUCAUAUCUUGCAAGAUCUCGGAUACUAGAGUAUCUUGCGAGAAAAAAACUAAUAAUAGGUGUGUUGAUAUGAACUUGGAAGAUUGUCUGAUAGAUAAAAACCUACUGAGUAUUGUGUCCGGAUUUUAGGUAAAACCCUCUCUAAAUGUCGGCACAUAAUGGUUGCCUAAGAGUAAAAAUAAAAUAAACACCAUUAUCCCAUACCUGUGCUAAAAGCGGCUUUCUGAUUGGUUCUGUGAGCAGGUGAGUUUUUUCGAACUCAUCUGCCCUCCGCCAAACUUAUACACCCGCGAUAAAACUUCUUACGUUGCCGUCCGCGUCAAUAACAAAGGCGGGCAGGGCAAGAUUUAGCCGAUAAACAGAACUUUUUUCGGUAACUCACCUGCUGAAACUGAAGAAAACCAAAGAAUGCGAUGUUUAAUGUUUAAUUAUAUAUAUUUUUGUGCAUUCAGGUCUUUCACAUAAUUAGCGCAAAAAUAUUUGCCAAAACUUUUGCAUUAAAUUGGUAAUUUUAAUUAUAAUAAUUAUAAAUAAGGCGUGUUGCUGACCUUGCUGGCACAAUCCGCAAUUCCUGCAAUAGACCUUUGCAUUUAUUACCCGUUCUAAUCCCUAUUACACGUCAGGAGAUGAGUGCACUCAGGAUAACUAUUUUAAGUAUGAUUGAAUCUAUUUCUUCUGCUAAUCCUAUAAAAAGAUUACCCUUGGAAUGUCCAAAAUCCAUUUACAGCCGACAAUUUGAUAAAAGUAUAUAAAAAAAUAAGGGGCUUUUUAGAUAAUCUUGCAUGGUUUGCAGGAACGGGUGGAAGGUGAGAUAAUUGAAAUGAAUCGAAAGUUCAAACGCCGAUUAAAAUAAUUCAAAUGUUUUGGAGAAGACCUCGCAGUUUAACAAGAUUAUUCUUGCUGAUUGAACAACCUGUCGCGUGUAUACAAUUAUACUACUAUUCUAUCUAUAGAUAAAUAAUGUAGUUUUGCUGAAUCGUGCAUCGUAACACUUUUCAAUCAUCCCGCCUCACAUAUCGUCUCGGUAAAGCGGGGUCAUGUAAACUGCCACUAAAACACGGCAUUUUGCAAAUCCAAGAUAUGAAUUAAGAUCAUGACAAAAAUUUUAUGGUUUUAUUUACCAUUGAUUUUAAUCCAUAUCUUGGUCUUGGAUUUGCAAGAUUCAUUUCAUCGGAAUUUGUUUUAUUUUAUAGUCUAAUUAGAGUGUGGUUAUGAGGAGUAGAUACUCGCAACUACACGAAUAAGGAACUGUUGUAGAAUUAGUAUGUUGCAAUGACUUCAUUAAUACAAUAAUUUUAUUGUACAACGGAAAACGACUGCAUUUCAUUUUAGAAACUUUGCUUUUCGAUCAAAUUUUAAUCUUACUGUAGUUCUAAAAUAAAAUAAAAUAACGUAAAUUGUAUUUUGCUUUUAGGCUACAGAAAAGCACGAGACAGUUGUGUAAAGCAGAACAUCGUGAUCAAGUAUGGGACCGUAUCAUCCGAUACCCUGACACUUAAUGUUUCCGAGGCUAGAGCUAUCAUGCAGCAACUUGUUGAUAUCGGGAAAAAAGAAUUAAAUAGUAAAUGUAGAUCAAAAGCGACACUUAGACUUGGGACUGUACAGGUAUCUGAGUCAUCAGGCUACACGAUCGAAGCAUCGUUGGAAUAUUUAGUAUAUGCAGGGUACAGACGUUGGAAUUUCGCCACGUGUGUUGCGAAUGCUAAUCUAUUUCAAGAUAUAGUUAAUGACCCUAAGAAAGCUCCCGCUAUUCAAGGGCAGUAUUCGUCGUAUGGAGCAACAAACGUUACUAAAGGUUCUAGUGGUUUAAGUGUCGCAUCAACUUGCUGUAAUCCUGGCUCGGUUGUUAACAGAGGAUCUUGCCGUACGUUUUACUUUAUUAUCAAGCCAACAGCAACAACAACAACAGCAACAGCAGAAGUAACAGCAACAGCAGCAACAACAACAACAACAACAACAACAAGCAACGGCAACAACGGCAACAACAACAACGGCAACAACAAGCAACGGCAACAACAACAACAACAACAAGCAACGGCAACAACAACAACAACAACAACAACAAGCAACGACAACAACAACAACAACAAGCAACGACAACAACAACAACAACAACAACAACAACAACAACGGCAACAACAACGGCAACAACAACGGCAACAACAACGGCAACAACAACGGCAACAACAAGCAACGGCAACAACGGCAACAACAACAACGGCAACAACAAGCAACGGCAACAACAACAACAACAACAACAAGCAACGGCAACAACAACAAGCAACGGCAACAACAACAACAAGCAACGGCAACAACAACAACAACAACAACAACAACAACAACAACAACAACAACAACAACAACAACAACAACAACAACAACAACAACAACAACAACAACAACAACAACAACAACAACAACAACAACAACAACAACAACAACAACAACAACAACCCCAACAACAACAACAACAACAACAACAACAACAACAACAACAACAACAACAACAACAACAACAACAACAACAACAACAACAACAACAACAACAAACAACAUCAAACAACAGCAACACGGUGUAG